Molecule: messenger RNA, 3613 nt
Organism: Anguilla anguilla (European eel)
Lineage: Eukaryota; Metazoa; Chordata; Actinopteri; Anguilliformes; Anguillidae
Gene: vps50
Product: VPS50 EARP/GARPII complex subunit
Exons: 28
Coding region: 146-3040 (964 amino acids)
Biological process (GO): endocytic recycling; retrograde transport, endosome to Golgi
Cellular component (GO): EARP complex
Molecular function (GO): SNARE binding
Source: RefSeq, a predicted model, not a curated record
UGCUAUGCUAAAACGAAGAAUCACGUGACAAAACAUGGCCUCUGCUCCAAAUUGCAGGACUUGAUUUUCCGACAAGGAAUUAGAAUAUAUUUCGUAAUAACUUAAUGCCUAGUUUUUUUAAUCACGUCAGAUAGUUUGCAAAGCAAUGCAGAAGAUAAAAUCCCUAAUGACCCGUCAGGGUCUCAAAAGUCCACAGGAGAGCAUGACAGACCUGAGCCCCGUCGAGAACUUCAGGAUUCCCAGCAAGGAGGAGCUGAGGGAGAUGAGGGAGCAGCCCGUGGACCCGCAGGCCGAGCAGGAGAUCAUCGACGGCAUCGAGGAGGUGUAUUUCUCCGGCGACUCCUUCGACAUGGUCCGGCACGAGCUGGAGAAACUGCCACCGGAUCUUAACCUUCAAGAAUUGGAGGAAUACAGGGACAAACUGAAGAGCCAGCAGGCUGCGGUUUCCAAGAAGGUGGCCGACCUCAUCCUGGAGAAGCAGCCCUCCUACGUCAAGGAGCUGGAGCGGGUGACUUCUCUGCAGACCAACCUGCAGCUGGCGGCGGUGAUCUGCACCAACGCGAGAAGGCAGCUGAGUCUGGCAAAGGAGGGUUUCACCGGAGCCAGCCUGGGGCUCCUGGCCAAUCAGAGGAGGAGGCAGCUGCUGACGGGCCUGCUGAAAUCGCUGAGGACCAUAAAGACCCUGCAAAGGACUGAUGUGAGAUUGAGCGAAAUGUUGGAGGAGGAAGAUUAUCCAGGUGCAAUACAGUUAUGCUUGGAAUGCCAAAAAGCCGCCAGCACGUUCAAACACUAUAGCUGCAUAAGCGAAUUGAAUUCAAAGCUUCAGGACACUCUGGAACAAAUAGAGGAGCAACUGGACGUGGCCUUGUCGAAGACCUGCAAGCACUUCGACGUCACCCACUACACCAAAGUCCAGCUGGCGUACACGCUGCUGGGGAAGACGCAGACCGCUAUGGAUCAGCUGCACAUGCACUUCACCCAGGCCAUCCACAACACGGUGUUCCAGGUGGUGCUGGGAUACGUGGAGCUGUGCGCCGGGAACGCGGACACAAAGUUCCAGAAGAUGCAGUACAAAGACCUGUGCACGCACAUCACUCCGGACAGUUACAUUCCAUGUCUGACUGACCUGUGCAAGGCAUUAUGGGAAGUGAUGCUCAGCUACCAUCGGACCAUGCAGUGGCACGAAGAGCACGACAGCGAGGACGCGGCCCCCGCCCCAGAUGGCGGCGGCGCGGCGGGUGCGGACGAGUCCAACUUUGGCCGCAGCUACGUGAAAAAGAAGCUGGAACACGGGCUGACUCGGAUCUGGCAGGACGUCCAGCUGAAAGUGAAGGCCUAUUUGCUGGGCACGGAUAUGUCCAACUUCAAGUACGACGACUUCAUCUUCGUGCUGGAUAUUAUCAGCAGGCUCAUGCAGGUGGGAGUGGAGUUUUGCGGCAGCAAGUCGGAGGUCCUGCAGGAGUCCAUCAAGAGGCAGAGCGUCAACUAUUUCAAGAACUACCACAGGACUCGCCUGGAGGAACUGCGGAUGUUUCUGGAAAACGAAACGUGGGAACUGUGCCCCGUCAAGUCGAACUUCAGCAUCGCGCAGCUGCACGAGUUCAAAUUCAUGGGCCAGUCCCGCUCCCCGUCCGUGUCCCCCAGCAGGCAAACGUCGGCCGGCAAGCCCGCGGACGUCUCCCUUUUCGAGCAGUACUACCAGGGAGGGAACCCCUUCGAGGUGCAGAUCGACAACAAGGAGGACGAGACGGAGGACGUGCUCGCCUCCAAUGGGUACGAGUCGGACGAGCUGGAGAAGAACGUGUACCAGGACUACGACAGCGACAGCGACGUGCCCGAGGAGCUGAAGAGGGACUACGUGGACGAGCAGACCGGGGACGUGCCCGUCAAGAGCGUGUCUCGGGAAACCCUGAGGAGCCGAAAGAAGUCCGACUACAGCCUUAAUAAGGUGAACGCCCCCAUCCUGACCAACACUACCUUGAAUGUAAUCCGGCUGGUUGGGAAGUACAUGCAAAUGAUGAACAUUCUGAAGCCCAUUGCCUUCGACGUCAUACACUGCAUGUCCCAGCUCUUUGACUACUACCUGUAUGCGGUCUACACCUUUUUCGGACGGAACGAUAUGUAUGAAUCAUCGGGGCUGGGGCUCAUCAGCAGCAGACUGCGGACCACGCUCAACAGGAUCCAGGAGAGCCUCAUCGACGUGGAGGCGGCGGCGGAGAGCGCGGGCGGCCACGCCCCGUCGGAGGAGCGGAAGGAGAAGGUGCCCAGCCCCCACCUGAGCCAGCUGGUGGUGCUGACGGCCAGCGGGACGCUCUACGGCCUGGCCGAGCGGGUGGUGGCCACCGAGUCGCUGGUCUUCCUGGCCGAGCAGUUUGAGUUCCUGCAGCCCCAUCUGGACACGAUGAUGCCCGCGGUCAAGAAGCCCUUUCUGCAGCAGUUCUACUCCCAGACCGUGUCCACCGCCAGCGAGCUGCGCAAGCCGAUUUACUGGAUGGUGGCGGCCAAAGCCAUAGAUUACGAGCAGAUGCUGCUGCUCAUGGCAGGAGUCAAAUGGGACAUCAAGGAAAUAAUGUCGCAGCACAACGUGUACGUGGACGUCCUUUUGAAGGAGUUUGAGCAGUUCAACAAGAGGCUGGGGGACGUGUCCAGGCACGUCAGGAUCCCCCUGCCCGUGUCCAACGUCCUGUGGGAGCACUGCAUCCGACUGGCCAACCGGACCCUGGUGGAGGGCUACGCCAACGUGAAGAAGUGCAGCAACGAGGGCCGCGCCCUCAUGCAGCUGGACUUCCAGCAGUUCCUGACGAAGCUGGAAAAGCUGACCGACAUCCGCCCCAUUCCUGACAAGGAGUUCGUGGAGACCUACAUUAAGGCCUACUACCUGACCGAGAACGACAUGGAGCAGUUCAUCAAGAACCACAGGGAGUACUCCAUGAAGCAGCUGACCAACCUGGUGAACGUCUGCCUGGGCUCCCACAUCAACAAGAAGGCGCGGCAGAAGCUGCUGGCCGCCAUCGACGACAUCGACCGGCCCAAAAGAUAGUCGCGGCCGCGGCGGCAGCCCCGGGGGACGACGCGGCCGACCUCCGAGGGAGAGGCGCGCCGAGGCCCGGAGCGGGAGGCGCGCGGCUCGGACGAGAACGCCGCCACGCGCGGGCGCGCCGUGCAUGCUAAAGCUUCUUCAGACGUCGCCGUCACAGGCAGACGCGCUGCUUUCCCGCUGCAACUGCUUUCCUGUUUUUCUUUGGGGCUUUGUUUCCUCCGGUGUGUACGUAGAGUGUUCUGUUUUUGAGACUGGCGCAUUAAACCCUGUGUGCUGAAGCCGCCAUUGGUAAAAAAAAAAAAGUCUGUUCCCACUUCGUUCAACUUUGUCAAUGAAGGGUUCGCAUAGAGGGUCCAAAGUGUCUAUCGAUUGUUACAUGCGACUGCUUCUGGUCAUGUUUUGUAAAAUGCAGGGUUUAUGCUGUAUGAUAUCUUUUGGUACAUCCAUCCUUCGUCCAUUGAUUCUUGUUUUUUUUGUUUUUCUGUGAACAAGUUCAGAAAACUUGGCUGUAUCUGAUUAUCUUAACGGACGUGUAAGAACUACACGCAAUUAAACUGGCAUAGGUUGGUCUCA